Closterium sp. Naga37s-1 is the source of this 852-nucleotide messenger RNA. The record is from the annotation of a GenBank genome assembly. NCBI's taxonomy places the organism in Eukaryota, Viridiplantae, Streptophyta, Zygnematophyceae, Desmidiales, Closteriaceae.
AUGCCAUGGCGAGUUCGGGCCGGUCGGGUGCGGCACAUAGCAGCAGACUGCAGGAGGGAGCAAGAGAGAGCACCAGGCAGCAGCAGAGAGCAGCCGCAUCCUCGCCCUCCCCCGUGCCUCGCCGCUGUUCCCUUCGCGCCGUUCCGCGCCGUUUACUCCGCGCCGAUUCUUUCAGCACCGAUUCUUUCCGCGCGCCUCCCCCUCGUCUGUUCCCUCCAACGACGCGCGCGAUGGUGCGACGACGCGAGGGCGUCGCUGCUGUCGCACGAGAGCGAGCCGGAGUGCGCGCAAGUGGCGGGCAUGGCGAGCGACCUCGUCGUCACCAUCGGCCAGUGCGCCUUUCACGUGCACCAGUACCCGCUGUACGCGUUACUAGCCUUCCACGUGCACCAGUACCCGCUGCUUCACGGUUCAGACGCUCCAGACUCCCCCUCUGUCCCCUCCUUUCUCCUCCGUUCCCCUCUCUUCCUGUCGCUUCCCGUCCCUUCCCGUCCUUUCCCUUCCCGUCCCUUCCUUCCUCCUCCUCCCUCUCCCUUUCCUUCCCGCUCUUCCCCCCCUCAGCUUCUCCCUGUCGACGGUGAUAGCAAGCGCGGCAGCAGCAGCGGGCGGCCGCCCCUGCCGCCUCUCGCCCCACUCACUGCUGCUCGUGCGCUCUGCAGCAUCGCUGGUGGAGAUGAACGCGUGUGGGCCCUGCAGCACUUCCUGCAGCACUGGCCGCCCUGCCUGCACGUGCUCUCAUCGUAUGUCUUGCUGCUGACAAGUGAGGGGAUGGAGUUCACUGCAUCUGGCCUCCCAGCGCCUGCAGCGCCUCCUGCAGCACUGCCCGCACGUGCUCUCAUCGUUUGUCGCUGA